Heterotrigona itama is the source of this 5473-nucleotide messenger RNA. NCBI's taxonomy places the organism in Eukaryota, Metazoa, Arthropoda, Insecta, Hymenoptera, Apidae. The record is from the annotation of a GenBank genome assembly.
AACAAUCACAAAAUUACCACUAGUAAUUUUCCAAUCUAAAAUUUCACUAUAGCUCAGACGCUAGAAAUCACUAAACAAAUGCUGUUUCUGGAAAUCACGAUGAGAUGAUAGACUGUACAUUUGUUGUUUCAUGACAGGGCUAUUCAUUCUACCUCGUGUUCACUAAAGACCAUUUUGUGGGUAUAUUGAUUUAAGUUAGAGUGGCAUUAAUUGUAAAAAUUAAAAUGAACGGAAUUGUAAGAAACACGCUACGCUCACCGGUAAUUAGAACUUUGUUUUCAUCAAUCUCAAACACAGGAACCGCGAAUAAUCAAUUAAAAACACUAUGGAACGUUUCUCGACAAAUCCAAAUCACACCUAUUGCUUCGGUAAAGCUAUUUAAGCGCCCGGGUGCUAAUUCCAGUUGUAGACAUUCUCAUACAAAAGCUGAGAAGGAGCUCGUGGAAUUUCUAGCUGAAGAAAUUAUAGCGGAGAAAAAAGCACAAAAACUAAAAACCAUUCCCACCGAAUUGGAGGGAUUUAAAGUCUCGCUUGACGGUGCGGACGUUAAUUUAGAGAAGACACAAGACAAUGAAACGAUUAGGAUUUCAUUUAAUAUAAAUCAUACUGUUGAUUCUGACUCUGAACCUAAUAUUGAAGUUACCAGUGAUAGCCCAGACAUUGGUGAUAUAAAGAGCAAACCAUCCUUCACGGUGGAUAUAGUUAGGGGAAAUCAAACUCUAGGAUUUACUUGUUCUUUUAAUAAUGAGCCUGGUGCAUCAGGUGCCAAUGACAGUUAUAUAUCUGUAUGACUUGUUGAUGAAUUAUCUCGAAGAAAAAGGCGUUUCAAAUGAAUUUGCGGAGAAAAUAAUCGAACUCAGCACAAGUUAUGAACAUACUGCAUAUGUCAGCUUAUUAGAAGGCCUCUCAAAAUUCACGUCCGGCAAAUAGUUCAUGUUACUUCCUAUUACAUUUACAAUUAAUUAGAUAUAGAAUAUGUUUAUUUCAAUAAUUAUAAUAAAUACAUGUAAUUUUCCAACAUGUUUCUUUUAUCAACGUUUCAAAAACAUUCUCUGAGAAUAAAAGCUACAUCCCCGUUAUUGAAUUAUUGAAUUAAUAUUACUGUAUUAAUUCAAUACUAUUAAUUUCUAAGUGAAAUAAAUACCCUGAAAUUGACAAUGUGGUUUAUUCAUUUGUCAAAAAUCAGCAGUGUGUAAUUAUGCGACAGAAAAAGUGUAACAAGUUGGAAUGGGAAGAAGAAAAAAAAGGGACCCAAUGUUGAAAUCCGGUUUCGAUGAAUACGCGUACCAACUGUACUAAUUGCAAGUAAGAGCAAGAAUGUUCUCAAAGUGGUGGAAUUGAAUGAAACAAUGGCAUUGUGCUUAUCGGCGAUUGUGGAACGGGCAAGACGUGUGUCGUUCAGAGAUUUCGAUCUGGUACAUUUAUCGAAAGGCAUGGAAAUACAAUUGGCGUGGACUUUUCCAUGAAAACUGUACUGAUCGACGACAAGAAGGUUAAGUUUAUGAUAUUACAAAAAGAUCCACGUUCUUAAGCUUACAACAUUGGGUCGAAGAAGUACGAAGGUAUACUUCAUCACAUGUGUUAUUAAUUUUAGUUGGCAAUAAAUGUGAUUUAGAAAGUCUGCGAGAAGUUGAAAAAGGAGAAGCGGAAACUCUUUGUCAGUAUUUUCCUGAAGUGUUGCAAGUAGUAGAAACGUCAGCCAAAGAAAAUACCAAUAUAGAUUCUAUAUUUUUUUACCUGGCAUCUGAGCUUAAAAGAAGACACGAAAAUCGCCAAAUAAAUGCUAACGGAGAUGAAGUUGUUAGACUUGGUGCGAGUAGAAAAUUGUCUUCCUGUUCAAGUUGUUCAUACAAAAUAUUUUAGGUAGUACUUUUUGAACAAAUGAUAUACAUAUCCUAAGUUAAAAUUUGUAAUAUAUAUAAAGUGAAAAAGUAAUAUAUAAUAUUUUUAUAAUGAUUCAAAUAAUGUGAUAUUAAAAAAGUUAGUUACAUCAUAAUGACAGAACAAAACUGAUCAUAAUACUAAACCAAUAUUUUAUGAUCGCUUAAGUAUGAAAAAAGAAGUCACCAUAGAUUUGUAUUAAUCUAAAAAUUUACAUCUACAGUUUUGCUGGAAACUUAAGAUUGAGUGGAGAUGAAUCUCCUAAGAGAUUUUAAAUGUAUAGAUUUGUAAAUAUAAACGUUUUAUAUUUUAUAAUACUCUAUCACAAUUAUACAGUUCAACUAUAUAUAAAUGUAACAGAAGUAAAUGCUCGUAUUUAUUUUUUAUGAAUCUCAAAAGAAACAAAUGAUUAACAUAUUUUUCUAAAUAAAAAAUUGCUAUUCUACUAUUUUUCUAACAUUGUUGUAACUUUAAAUUAUUAAAAUAAAAUAUAAGUAAUGUACUUCACAUUCGUUUAUUGUCAAUUAAUAAUCAAAAUAAAGAAACAUAUUUAAGAAAAUAUUAGUUGAACAAUAUAUUACAUUUAUAUUAUUUAUUAACAUUCAUAUAUAAACAUUACAAGACAAAUAUCUGUUGGUAAAUUGCAAUACAUCACUUUACAAAUAUUUUCUUUUUUUAACAAAAUAUAUAAAAAAUUUGAACAUUUUAUAAUUAACGUGUCAAUUGACUUAUCAAUAUGCAAAACAUAAAUAACAAAAUUAUUGAUUAAUUAUUUUACGUACAAACUGCUUCAUUUUUAAUAUAUUAUAUUCUAUGUACAUAUGAAUAUAUACACUUGAAUAAUAUUAUGUUUACAUCAUUGACAUUCUGACUUGUCAUAAAUCAGAAUAAUGAAUUAUUCAGUAUGUUCAAGCAAAAAACUAAAUAUCAAGGAGUUAAAAAAAUUUAUUGUUAAGGCACUUUUUAUAUAUACAUAUAUGUAAAAACCAUGUCCAAUUCUUUAUUAUUUUCUUUAAAUAUUCACAUAAUUCACAAACUAAUAAUCGACAAAAAUGCAUUAAAAAUAUAUUUAAAAAUUUUUUUUAAAUUAUUAUUUCCAACAUGAUGAAAAGCAAUAAUUAUAACUUUGUUAUCUUCAAUUAAAAAAGAUAUAGAAUUGCGUAAUAGAUAUAUUAGAAACUGUACAUAAUAAAUAAAUAUAUAAACAAAAGUAUUGUUCUGAAAAUGAUUGAUAUGAUAUCUGUCUAUUAUAUAUCUAUAUAAUUUGGAUCUGUGAAUUUAUAUUUAUAAACAGAUUAAAAAAUUAAAAGUUUACAUUUCAUAAUAUUCAGUGCACACUAAGAAAAUUUUUGUUUAAUAAAAAUAUAUUUUAUAUCCUAGUUAUUAAUUUAUUUUUUAAAUUAUAUACAUAAUCAUGCACCAUUGUAAUUUUGAUUAGAGAAUUGAAAAUACCCCAAACAGUUUGUUCGUUAAACUUUAAAUUAAAAUUAAGAACUGACAAAAGUUUUAUACUCUGUUGUAAGUUCUUCUAUAUUUUUCAUCCACUUGUACAAGAUAGUAAGAUCCAGGAAACAUAUUUUUAAUACUACUUUGCGGGCUAAAUGGCACUGUGUGACAAUUCUGUUCACGCCAUUCCAAUAUCUUUGUAUAAUCUUCUGGGGAAAUCUUUUGGCGAGCAUCAAGCUCCUUUUUAAUAUAAGAAAGUGAGGAGACAAUUUUCAUUAAGUCUGAUUUUUCAUUACAUUCUUUUGUUAUCGUUAACGAAUACAUAGUAGAACAGAGUCCUGAACCAUAUGAAAAUAUUCCUAUUUUAGUGCCUGCCAAUUCCUUUAUGGGUUUAUUAAUUAGUAAAGAAGCUAAUCCAGUAUAUACAGACGGAGUGUACAUAUUUCCUACUUGAUUUGCUAUCAUUAAAGAAGGUUGCGUCUUUUGUAGAAAGUCUGGUUUACUCAAAUUUACAAAUGUCUUCUCAAUGUCUUUAUUAGAAUAAGUGUCUUCAACUUUAAUAUCGUGAAACUGCACCAACUCUGGAUGCUUUUCAGAUACUUCUUCUUUAGAUGUAUUCAAGAAAUCAAUGAAAGCUAAUCUGGCGAAUGACUUCUGCACUAACUUACAGUAUGGAGAAUGAAAUAGAAAUGCAUUAAAGCUAUUCAGAGUCACGUCAUAGUUAUACUUGUUCUUUACUUUUUUACAAUAAGUCUGGUAGCAAGUAUCCAGUGCGUUAAGGUAACACUCAACCGAUAGUCUCCCAUCGACAGUGGGAUACUCAGACUUUAAGUUUGGCUUGUAAAAGUCGUACACGUGUUUCAUGCACGAUGCCCUUACUCCACGGUCGAUUAUUAAAGGUGCAUUUGGUCCGAUUAACAUUGCCAUGGCCCCAGCGCCUCCAGUUGGUCUAGCACUUCCAGGAGAGUACACAGCAUUGUCACCAGCCACGACUAAAGCCAACCGGCCGUCCCAAGCACUGCUUUCUACCCAAGACACGGCAUUUAAAAGAGCAGCAGUACCUCCAUAGCAAGCGUUGGUUGUGUCCGUUCCUUCCACAUCUGUGCAGUUAUACGGUUCAAACAGUUGCAUGAGGACAGACUUAACUGACUUGCUCUUGUCUAUUAUGGUCUCAGUCCCAACUUCCAAUCGUCCAAUGUCCUCUGGCUUUAUGUCAUACCUGUCCAUUAACCGGUGCACAACCGUCAAGCACAAAGAGUUGAUGUCCUCGCGGUCAUUGCAGAAACCCAUCCUAUAUUGGCCCAAGCCAAUAGUGUAUUUGCCAGCGGACACACCGUCAAACUGUUCCAACUCCGUUUGCUCGACAUACUGGGCAGGAAAGUAUAUCUCUAUCGCUUUGAUACCAACGUCUCUCGGCCACAUGAUACUUGAUUCUGGUCAAUCAAUUUGGUUGGUUGUUAUAAUAUUUCCUCUAGUAGUCAAUCCUUCUACAAGUACAGUAUUUGUGAACAAAAUUCUUAGAGUCGUACGCUCGUGAUAAUAUACGCGACAAUAUAGAUUACUUUCUUGUAGUGGAAAGUACACGUGACGCCGGUCGACCGUGAAACGUGCAUGAAAUAUUGUUACACUUUGGCACGACUAAUGUCCCCUGGACACUGACGAUGAUCUUUAAAAUAACAGAAAUUCAGCAGAUUGUACCUUCGUUAGUUUCGAUCAUCGCAGUUCAGAGCCGAUAAUUCCCGGCCAAGGAAAUGUGUGCUUCGGGGGCAGGCACGUUGCCACCAGAGACCCACCACGGGAGCGUGAAUUCAGGUUAGAAGUGAAACUCGACUGAGUUGAAUAUUACGGUCACUGGACGACUGACUGACUUCUUAUCCCGAUGUUUCGGGCCUCGUUUGAUCUUUCUUCUCACUUGCGGCCUAUCGUUUUCGUCGAUUCAGUCUCGCUGAAAGAGACCGAACCUGCCAACUAACGUUCUACGCACGAAUGCUCGCUCGUCGAGCUGCCACUGCUUAUUCAAGCGGUCGCAAUCCCGCCUUGGAGGGGAUAUGAAAAUUCAUUUGAUUUUCAUUAGGAAUACGUAUACAUACGUACAUACGUACACAUAUUACAGUUUAUACUCGGUGUAUUAUGUAUCAUGGCUUUG